CCCCCGCCCCGCCGCCUCCAGUCCGCUCGGCGCUGCGCAGCUUCUGGCCACGUCUCAACCGGAGCAGCGUCACCGAGCACCGCGGCGCACCGGCUCCGCGUCCCGGGAGCACGAAGCAGCACCGAGCCGAAGGUAAGAGAUCCGGCAGAGAAAAAAACCGUGAAAACCACCGGGAAGAGCCGAGGUAAAGCCCCGGCGCUCGGUCGGUGCUCCUCGGCGGGGACCGUUUGUUCUGGAACUACUUUCUGAGGACAAACUCUGCGACGCACUUUGCAUCUAAAGAGUCCAGAAAAGAACCGGAGAACCGGACGGAGCCUGGAACCGGACCGGUACCGUGCUGUGGAUCCUGCUGGAGCGUCCGUUAAACCUCCGUUAACUGGUUAGAACCACCAGAGUUUCUCCGUUUACCGAUCUUCAUCUGCAGUUUUAUUCUCUUUACUCACCACAGAAAAGUAACGGAAUACUUUUACUCGAGUACAUCCUCAGCCGAGGCGACUCUCAGCUCCCCCAGACAUCGACCAGCAGCCGCCACAAUGCCGCGCUGCAGAGUGAACCUCAGCACCAUGAUCUUCCUGGUCAUCCUGCAGGGGGCGGCAGUGGUGCUGUUCUGCGGGUGGUACGUCCAGCUCAGCCCUUGUGGCUCUGCCCCCUCCAAUGGCAAAGUCCACGUCCUGCUGCUGUCGUCGUGGCGAUCGGGCUCAUCCUUCCUGGGCCAGGUGUUCAGCCAGCACCCGUCCGUCUUCUACCUCAUGGAGCCGGCGUGGCACGUCUGGACCCGGCUGCAGAAACCUGGCGCCCAGUCGCUCCGCAUGGCGGUGAGGGAUAUGCUGCGGAGCGUCUUCCAGUGCGACUUCUCAGUGAUGGAGGCCUACCUGCCGGAGCCCUACAACGUCUCCUCCUUGUUCAUGUGGAGCCACAGCCGGGCCCUUUGCUCACCACCGGCCUGUAUGCUGACACCACGGAACCAGUUCAGCAACCAGACUCAGUGCAUGCAGCGCUGCGACGCUCAGGGCCUGCAGCGAGCCGAGGCGGCCUGCAACACCUACAGCCACGUGGUUCUGAAGGAGGUGCGCUUUUUUGAGCUGGAAUCUCUUUACCCACUUCUGCAGGACCCCAACCUGGAUCUCCGCAUCAUCCACCUGGUCCGGGACCCGCGGGCGGUGGUCCGGUCCAGGGAGGAGUCAGCCAAAGCCUUCAUGAGCGACAAUGCCGUGGUGUUGGAGCAGCGCAGCAUCCCGGCCGGCGAGGUGCAGUACCGGGUCAUGCAGGAGAUCUGCCGCAGCCACGUGCGCAUCAAUGAGCGCGCCGUCCUGAAGCCGCCUCCAUUUCUGAAGGGCCGCUACAAGAUGGUGCGCUACGAGGACAUGGCGCGCAACCCGCUGGAGGAGAUCGAUGCCAUGUACGAGUUCGUGGGUCUGGAGAUGACGCAGCAGCUGGAGGAUUGGAUCUACAGGGUGACCCAUGGGAAGGGCAAAGGCAGCAGGAAGGAGGCAUUCAAAAUCACGUCGCGAAACGCCGCCGACGUGUCACAGGCGUGGCGCACGAUGCUGCCACACAGCAAAGUCAAACGCAUCCAGGAAGUGUGCAAAGGCGCCAUGUCGCUGCUCGGCUACAGGACGGUCAACAGCGACAAAGAACAGAAGAGACUUGACAUAGAUCUGCUGGUGCCUCGGGAGCCUUAUCAGUUUAGCUGGUUACCGGCCAAAACACAGCACCCCGGCAAAAAAUAGAACAUUAAGACUCUAAAUGGGACUGAAGUGUUUGUUUUGUUUUGACUCCAUCGACUUUACGAUUCUAGAAAGGCCAAUUCAUGCUUUCUGCAUCCUGGUACACUCAGUGGAUUCUAUUCAUAACACAACAGAUUUUUAUCAGUUGUUUGCAUUUCCUGUCAUGCAGUAACACAGAGAAACACUUCUGAAUGGCUGUAAUUUUGCAUUUAACCAAGAUGCAACAGCCGGUCACAGAUUUCCCUACAGCACCAUUUAAGCAGCGGGCCGACGUAGGACGAGAUAUCUGGAGAAUUUAGAACUUUUCAUUGUGUCUGGCAUCGACUUUUUCAAUUCUGUUUAAGAUUAAUUAUAAAGCUGUGAGUGAUGCCUCCAUGAUAUUUUAAAGUUAUUAUUUUUUGGCUUUAUUGGACAGGUUAGUAGAGAGGCAGACAGGAAAGUAAGAAGAAGACCUGCAGCAAAGGGCCAUGAGAGGGAAUCGAACCCAAGCCCUUGCGUCGGGGACUAUAGCCCCUGUUCAUGGGUCAUGGGUCUGGGUGCCCACCUGUCCUGAUAUUUGGGCUUCACUUGUUUCCCUGGUCACAUAUUUUGGCCUUCAAGCGGCUACAGAAAGUAUGAAUCAGCCUCGAGACUCUACCGGUACUACAGAACGAUUCAUUGUACGAAUGGCGGGAACACCAGCUGGAUGCAUAUGGUUGAAGUUUGGUGUUGACUAAAAGCCUGUUUGCUGUCAGAUGCAAAUGCCAGGUGGCAGCGCGGUGUUGAUGUGAAAUAGUACGUUUUGCAUUUGCAUGACAUUAUAAACAAGAAAAGCACUCAGAGAGCACAGUCCUUAUCCAAGGCUGCUCAUUCCCCCAUAUGGGAUUUUUAGGAAUGCAGCAUUUGUUUAUUAGUUAUUGAUGAUCCUAAAUCACGGAACGAUAGAAUGCGACCAUUUAAUAUACAGUCAUGGAAAAAAUGAUGAGGCCACCCUUGUUUUCUUCAAUUUCUUGUUCAUUUUAUUGCCUGGUACAACUAAAGGAACAUUUGUUUGGACAAAUAUAAUGAUAACAACAAAAAUAGCUCAUAAGAGUUUAAUUUCAGUGCUGAUAUCAGACAUUUUCCAUGAUUUUCUUGAUAAUAACCAAAAUCUCUUCAGUUCUUCCAUCAAUAUCUAUGGCAUUGUUCUGCCACAAACAGGUUUUAGGAUUCCAUGUUUUCUUUUCUGUCUGUUUUAGUCCCAUGAUCCACACAGGAGUUAGUACUGAUUCAUAACCAUUGUUUCUGAUGACUGCAGCCAUGUCUCUUGGCUGCUCUCCACCAGCUUCUGACAUUGUUCUGCUGUCACAGCAGUCCAUUCCUGUUGCACUAAUUUAAACUAAUCUGCUUGUUUUUGGGUUUGUGGUUCUCCAUUUUGCCCUUGAUUUUCCACAGGUUUUCAGUUGGAUUUAGAUCUGGUGAUUGAGCAGCCAAGGCAUGGUUCCAAUGUUCUGGUUCUCCAUCCAGGGUUAACUGACCUUGUCGUGUGGUAAGGGGCAUUGUCUUGUUGGAAAAUCCAGUCAUUGGAGGCUGAAAGAGUUUUUCAGCUGAUGGAAGAAGACUGUUUUCUGGAGUAUCCCUGUACAUGACCUGGUUCAUUGGCCCUGUUCCAUCCAGACUGAAACUACCCCAGAUGGUCACUGAUCCACCCCCAUGUUCUACUGUAGGGGCAGACAGUCUGGUUUGUAGCUUCUCCAGGCUUCCUCCUAACCAGUAAGUUGGCUGGAGUGGACAUCAACUGAAAAUUGGAUUCAUCACUGAAGAGAACCUUAGUCCAACCAUCAACAGUCCAAUCCUUGUGAUUCCCGGUUCCAUAGGGACAGUUCCUGCAGUGGAAAGUGACUUAUUCCUGUUGUUGUUGGGUUGACUGCUACAGUUUCUGUUUUCUUUUUGUCUUCUCCAAGUUUAACCAGCAAGAGUUUUUCUGGUUCAUCAGAAGUACCUUACUCAGAGUCGUUACUUUUUUCCACCUCAGAAUCAGGUUGUAAAAGUUCCUGCAGUGGAAAACUGCCUUUUCUGAGAGUUUGUAGGCCUGAAUCUUGUAAACUGGUACUAUGAUGUUUUUAAAUCAAUCAGUGUUGAGUAAAGAGAGUUUCAGGGCAACUCAGAAGUAUCUACCUUGGAUUAGGAACUUUUUUCUGCCCUGAAAGAGAUUCUAUAGAAACGAUUCCUGCAGGUUCCUACGGCCCCAAAACAAACAGGAAGUUAGUGCAGUGGAAAAAAGGCAAUUUUUACUGGAUGGAUGGCUACAGUUGCUGUUUUGUUAAAUGUUACAUGUUAUCUUCUAGUUAAACCAGUAAGCAUUCAGCCCUGCCCUUUUAAAGAAGUACCUUUCUCAGAUUUGGUACUUUUUUGUUUUGCAUCAGAAGGAAGUUGGAAAGUUUCCUGCCUUUUCUGAAGGUACAGUGACCUUUAAAAUUAAGCUUGCAGAGCUAAUAGUUGCUAACUGGUGUUGCAGUGUUUUUUUAACCAGCUGUGUUUUUUCAGUUUGACUCAGAAGAAUCUACAAUGAAAUAGGAACUUUUUUCUGCCUUGAAAAAGUUCAAUAGGGACAGUUCAUGCAGUGGAAAAUGACUUAUUCCUGUUGGUGUUGGGUUGACUGCUUCCAUUGCUGUUUUCUUUUUGUCUUCUCCAAGUUUAACCAGCAAACGUCGAGUCUUUCUGGUUCGUCAGAAGUACCUUACUCAGAGUUGGUACUGUUUUCCGCCUCAGAAUCAGGUUGUAAAAGUUCUUGCAGUGGAAAACUGCCUUUUCUGAGAGUUUGUAGUCCUGAAUCUUGUAGAGUUUCAGGGCCAAUUAGGAGUACCUAACAUGGAGGAACUUUUAUCUGCCCUAAAAGAGGUUCUAUAGGGGCAGUUCCCACACGUUCAUGCUACUUUGUGCAGUGAAAAGGACUUUUUGCUGUAUGUUGUAUCAGGAUAUGUUGUGAAUUUUAAUUUACUGAUCGUAUUUUUGAGAGAAGAGCCCCAGAAUUGCUUGUUGCACUGGAACUUCUUGUCUUUUCCCUGGAACAGGAACUUUUUUUCAGCCUUUAAAAAGGUUCUACAGGGAUGAUUUAAACUGCCUGCACUUCCUGCAUUUACGCCUCCAGGAUAAAAUGUUUUAUAGUCGUUAUUAGUCUGCAUGGCCUCACAUGCAAAUAGUUCAUCUGGAAACGUAAUAUGAUAAUUACAUUAGCGGGACAAACACGGAGAACUGUUUUUUAUUGUUUAAAACUGCAGUGCAGCUUCUGAUUUCCUCUGCACACAGUGAGUCUGGGUUUAAACGGCUGCUCUGCAGGUCUGCAGGAUGUUUGGUGGAUCUGCCGCCGUCAGGCACAAAUAAUCUGAACUCCCCUCAUUUGGUGGCUCAUUGUUUCAGCCAGGCGUCCAACCGAGUCUCUGAGACACUCAGGAAGCACUUUUACUUUUACUCUGGUGGUUUAUUUCCACAUGACUUGACAUUCCUGAGUUUAAUAUUAGAAAACUGCUCAUUUAACCAUCACAGAAACAUCAUUAGUCACUUAAACACUCGGUUUAAGCUGCAGUCGGACACAUAGAUUACCUUUAACAUCUUUAUCUGUACUUAAUGUUUUCAUUUUACAGUGAAUUUACUAAAUUAUCAUUAAUAAAACUUUAAUUUUACAUUUAGUUCCUACACUUACUGUCAACAAGUGAAUUCAAUUCAGAUUUUGGACUUUGUGGUCCAAAUUCAAGUUGAGAAAAUAAAAUUGUAAUUAUAACAUUCAAAUUUAAAAUGCUCUUACAUUUGUUGAAGCUAAGAAAUUAAAAUUCAAAUGACCAAAUUCCAGUUAUUAAUUUAUUUGACCUCAGAUUCAGUUCAAGCUGUUAUUAUAAUUACUCAAAUUGAGAAAUUCAAACUACAAAAUUCAAAAUUAAACUUUAACUCAAAUAUUCAAGUUGAAAAUUUCAAAUGAUGAGAUUCAGAAUCAAAAUUUUCUUAUAUUUAUUAAAGCUGAUAAAUUUAAGUUCAAAGGACAAGAUAAAAAAUUUUUACAUUCAAGAUUCAAAGUUUCAAAACCUUUAUUUAUCACAAACACAAUUAUACAUAGUAUAAUGUGCAGUGAAAUGUAUUGUGCACCUGUUCCAGAUAGAUAGCUAUAUAAAAUAAUAAUGAUAACAAUAGUUCAACCUGAAAAGUUCAAAUUCAGGUUAUGUGAUUCAAAUUUAAAUAUUUAUUACAAUUUUUCAAGUUGAGAAAUUAAAAUUCAUACUAUGAGAUUCAAAUUCAAAAUUGUCUCACAUUUAUUCAAGCUACCAAACCAAAAUUAUUACCAAAAUUAGCAAAUUCUCAUUUUUAUUCAGGGUCAGAAAUCAAAAAUUGAAAUAACAAGAUUCAGAUUUAAUAAUUUUUUGCAAUAAUUCAUUUUGAGAAAUGACAAAAUUAAUGUUCAACUUUUUAUUGAAUUUACCCAGGUUGAGAAAUUCAAAUUAUAGUUUGAUUCAAAUUCAAAAUUUAUUGCAGUUUUGCAAGUUGAGAAAUUUUAAAAUACAAAAUCCAAAUUCAGUGUUUUAUUACAAUUAUGGAAGUUGUUAGCAUUGUUAGCUAAAGUUAGCAUAGAGACACAAACACUUUUAUGAAUUUUGUGGCGUAUUUUUGCCACAAACCGUUUUUCUGGUGAAGAUUUUGGAAAGAAAAGUCACAAAUAAAUGUAUUUUUACAGAUUAGAGGUCUUUUUGAAACUUUAUAAAAUCCACUAACAGCCCCUUUAGGCUUUUAAUGUCACAUAUCUGUAGCUUUUUUGUGCUGCUGCUGACUUUAAAACCUGCGUUUCUUUGUUUAGUUUAAUGAGCGGCUCUAACCUCCAGACAGCAGGGGGCGCUGCAGGGAAACAGCAUCUCCUUUAUCCUCCAGGUCUGUUUGGUCAGAGCUGGAUCAUUUUCCUCCUUCUGCAGGUAACAAAUCAACCCUUUAACUCACAUUUAAUGAUUAUUUUCUGCUGCAGGAGAAUCUUUAUCCAUCUAAGUGCCUCAAAUUCUAACUUAUUGCUGCGAUUUUAAUGCUUAAAGUUAAUUUCUUUUGCUCUUUCUGAUGUGAAAGUGGAUUUUUUUCACCUGGUUGAGUGUAAACGUGCUUCCUGGAGCUCUCAGUGUCUUUAUUUAUGUUUGUUUUCAGGAUUUUUGCAGUUUUUGGUGUGUUUUAAUGGAUUCUGCUGAUAAACUAAAUGUGUUUUGUGUAGUUUGAUGGAAACAUUUAGUGAGUAGUUGAAUCAUGUUGAUUUAAUUAAAGAGUUAAAUUAACUACUGA
Amphiprion ocellaris (clown anemonefish) is the source of this 6992-nucleotide messenger RNA. It is a transcript of the gene chst6, whose product is annotated as carbohydrate sulfotransferase 6. The record is from RefSeq and is a predicted model, not a curated record. Gene Ontology annotation, molecular function: N-acetylglucosamine 6-O-sulfotransferase activity. Gene Ontology annotation, cellular component: Golgi membrane. The coding region runs from base 534 to 1730 and encodes 398 amino acids. Lineage: Eukaryota; Metazoa; Chordata; Actinopteri; Pomacentridae. Gene Ontology annotation, biological process: carbohydrate metabolic process; sulfur compound metabolic process; N-acetylglucosamine metabolic process. The transcript is spliced from 2 exons.